AUGUGGAGCUCUUCUUGCAACGACUGGGGCGAAGAAGGACCUUUGAUGGUACAACAACCGAAGCUGAUAUUCCCCCCGCUACAGCUCGGGCCUGCCAAUGGGAUGUUCCAGGGCUGCGACAACAUACCGAUGAUGGAUGCCUGGAAGCCAUCUACCCCUAGCCCGUGCGGACUUUGGCCCGCCUACUACAAAGAGGCGGACGACGACGCAGAUACCACUGAAUACACCGCCACGCAGAAGAGCAGUGCUGGCAGCAGUUGUGGAGAUGACGACUGGAACAGCCAUGUUCGUUCCAACCUGGCUGGCGAGAUUUUUCCAGGCGAGCGCUUCGGGGCAAGCGACGCAGAUGAUGGUAGAGGCCUGGUGGACCUUGAUCCAGAAGUCGGCCGCCAACGCGGGCAAGAGCUUCUGGCAAUGUUGCACGAUGGGCCUCUAUCCAAAGGUGCUUGCCACAGGGGCGAUCCAGGAGGAUCUGCGGGGCUCGGCAGCUUUGGUCCUUCCGAGCAGCUCCUGUCUACAGCUAUGCUUGGUCAACAGCUUGUGGCCCCAGAUGCCAAACAUGAAGUAUUCCUGACUAGCUAG
Molecule: messenger RNA, 582 nt
Organism: Symbiodinium sp. CCMP2456
Lineage: Eukaryota; Dinophyceae; Suessiales; Symbiodiniaceae
Source: the annotation of a GenBank genome assembly